AUGCUGGCGGAAGAGCUCAAGUUCCGGGGGGGAUGUCAUCGGUGGUGCAAUCGUGGUGAGCGCGGAGGGGGCGUGGGGCGCGGGGGUCGCGGGGGGAGGCUCCUCUCGACCUCGUCCGGCCACUCAUUGUUUGUCACCCACUCGCUUGGCUCGGUUUCAGUUCAGUCAAGAGCAGUGAGCAGUGAGCAGUCACUCAGUCAGUGUUGGUGCGCCGUAGUGCGCGCGCGCCCGUGCCCGUCGCCCGUCGCCCGUCACCCGUCGCGUGUGUGCUCAAACCCUCCUCUCGUCUGGACGGAGGCUGCGCCGGAUCGGACUCUCUCCCCGCAGGUCUCCGCCAGCAAUAGUGCUUCCUCACCACCACCGCCACCGCCACCGUCACUGUCUCACAAGAGAAGGGAUCGUUUCUUAGGUGGGUGGUGC
This is a messenger RNA of Iphiclides podalirius (scarce swallowtail), 420 nucleotides long. The record is from the annotation of a GenBank genome assembly. Lineage: Eukaryota; Metazoa; Arthropoda; Insecta; Lepidoptera; Papilionidae.